CUCCCGCUCCUCUCCGUCUGACUCUGAAUCCAACAUGGAGAAAUGAGGAGAUGGGGCUCGUCCGGGGCCAUCCGCACCGACACCAGCGCUCCAUUUUCGGUCACCGCAUUCCAGCCCGCUCCGGUGGGGGAGGAGGUGACGGAGGAGGCAAAAAAGGCGGAGGUGGAGGAGGUGAAGGAGACUGGAUGAGCUCCACUGAUUGAGGACUGGGAGGAGGAGGUGUUGGGGGGGGAACACUCACCGGGAUUAACGCCGAGGAGGCGCGGAGGGAGCGGGGGAGGACCGGGCGCUGCUCCUGCUGAGGAAACAUGAGCACCGCGCGCGCUGCCGCGGUGGGAGCUCCUUAUGACCGGAGGUGAAAUGGGAAACAUGAGCGAGGACACGCGCCCGGACGACCUUUGCUCUGAAAUGUUGGCACGGGCCGUGUCUCCUUGGAGACCUACUCUGAGGUCAUGACCACACAGCCUUCUUCUGACAGGACGUUUCCUGAUUGCACCCUGAUGUUCGAUGAUCAGCGACGUUCUCAGGGACGACAGUCGGCUCGUUCGGGUCUCAUCUGGGCUACUUUGGGCUCAGUCAGUGGAAACGUGUUUGACGGCAAACAGAAGACACGAAGUGAUAGUUACAUAGUGCGUGUCAAAGCGGUGGUGAUGACCAGAGACGAGUCGAGCGGCGGCUGGUUGGCGCAGGACGGCUGCCUGAGCAGAGUGGGCGUGUGCAGACUGCUGCCGACCGAGCUGCUGGGACGUAACACGUUCCUGAUCCACGGAGAACGUCUUAAAGACAAGCAGGUGAUUCUUGAGUGCUUCUUAAAGAAAGAUCUAGUCUACACGAAGGCCACGCCCACUUUCCACCACUGGAAGGUGGACAACAAGAAGUGUGGCCUGACUUUCCAGAGCCCGGCCGAUGCCCGCGCCUUUGAUCGCGGCGUGAGGAAGGCCUUGGAGGACCUAACCGAAGGGUCGACCACGUCCUCGUCCACGCUGCAGAACGAGGCCGAGCUCGGCGACGAUGACGUCUUCACGACUGCCACCGACAGCUCGUCCAACUCGUCCCAGAAGAGAGAGCCAGUGAUGCGCACGCUCACCCCGCCCACCUUCUGUGAACCCCGCCGGCACCACUGCAUCCUGGGACAUUUGUAUGAGCAGCAUCGGCCCACUGAGCACUACUUCCUGGACCAGGUGAGUACGGCGGUGCAUAUGUUUCCUCGUCACGUCAGCUUCCAGUUGGAGGACGAGGAGGUCGUACGCAUCAACCCCCGCGAGCGGACCUGGCUCACCGGCUACGAGGACUACCGCCACGCCAACUCCUCACGCGACAAACUCGCCCAGCUCCACAACCCGGACACUUGCGUGCACUUUACCAAGAGCGAGCCGGCCAAACGCGACUACGCCUACCCGUAUCCUCUGAGCUGCGACAGAAAACCCAGCUGCCUGGAGAUGGGCGGCGGCCACAGGGCGGUGCUGACGGUGCAGCCGCGAGCCCCGGAGCUCAAAGGCAAACUGCGGAAGGAGGACGCAGAGCGCUCGCGCUGCGUUUACUGUCAGGACAUGUUCGAUCAAGAGGACAACGGGCGGGGCCGCUGCCACGAGGCGCCCGACCCCAUUCAGACGUGCAUCCGGCGCGUGACCUUCAUGUGGUGCGCGGACAGCCUUCUGUACCACUGCAUGUCCGAUCCAGAGGGGGAUUACUCAGACCCGUGCUCCUGCGACACCACCGACGAGCGUUUCUGCCUGCGCUGGACGGCGCUGGUGGGCCUGUCGCUGCUGGCUCCCUGCAUGUGCUGCUACGCCCCCCUCAGGGCGUGCUACCGCUGCGGCGUGGCCUGCCGCUGCUGCGGCGGGAAACACAAAGCUGUGGGCUAAGGCGUUGCAGGCCCCGCCCCUUCCACAGUGACAGCUAGGACUCGCAGCAGGAAGCGGGGCGUUGGAGGUCCCUGUGAUUUCUACGUUGUUGUCGUUUUGUCGUCGUUGUCGGUCUUCAUAACUCCAGCUGCAUCUUGACGUGCAGAAGCUUCUGUAUGAGUCUUACAUGAUCAGUACGUUUACGCAGACGUUAUAUUUUUACACUCAUGUGUCCAAGCGGCCGGACGCGUGGGUGUGUCUGUAUGAAUGUUGCUUUAGCGCCACCCACACGCUGCACCACCCGUCACAAAGUCAGCGGCUUCACUCGCUGCUGUUAGCCGAAAAAAGCUUUUUUCUGUUCGCCACCAGAAAAAUCACGUGAAUCAGCGAAUCAGCGAACACGGUGCUCCUGAUGCUGAGCUGACCAAACCCUAACUCAAAGCUAAGGGGUCAGAGGUCGAGCCCCUGUUCUCUGAGGGUCAUACCGUUAACACAAACCAAAGAGAGACCAACAAAAGUCUACAGCUGCCGUGUUACUAAGCCUCGUGAGGUUUCAGCUUCGUGACGACGCACUCACUACAAAACGUGCACGCGUCAUAUCCUCGCCGUCCGUCUGUGAUUGCGUGAAAGCCGCUCGUUGAGCUCUCAAACUCCAACGAAGAGCGUUCAUGUUGAGUCGAGAGCGCAUUUGUUCUCGCCGCUCGUCACGUUUCGAGCUGCAAUGGCGCUGGACAUCGGCUCGCUCGCCUUUCACUUCAAAGAAAACGUCAUUAGUCCAUUUCCUGGACUACGCAGCGUCCACCUUCGCUUUCUUGACGGCUGCCACGACUCUUCAUCAUCUGCGGCGAUCCUGUGAUGGCGUACGUCACCUGAUUUUGACUCAGACAUACGCAGCCGUGUAUGUUCGAUUUAUUCGUGCGUAUGUAAAAUACAAACAUUUCAUUGCUUUGGUCUCGCCAGCCGUACACGACCCGGAGGCCGAGGUUGCCCAACCCUGCUCUAGUGUAUUUCCUAGUCCACAGCCAGCCAAUCAGCACUGUUCUUCACUCUCAUUGGUUGUUACCGAAGCUGCUUCAAAUGGUAAAUGGCCUGUAUUUGUAUAGCGCUUUUACUAGUCCCCUCUAGGGACCCCAAAGCGCUUUACACACC
This is a messenger RNA of Maylandia zebra (zebra mbuna), 2993 nucleotides long. RefSeq names its product sprouty related EVH1 domain containing 2a (gene spred2a). NCBI's taxonomy places the organism in Eukaryota, Metazoa, Chordata, Actinopteri, Cichliformes, Cichlidae. Gene Ontology annotation, biological process: multicellular organism development; negative regulation of MAPK cascade. Gene Ontology annotation, cellular component: membrane. The record is from RefSeq and is a predicted model, not a curated record. Gene Ontology annotation, molecular function: protein kinase binding.